Messenger RNA from Malaya genurostris, 1306 nucleotides. It is a transcript of the gene Wdr82, whose product is annotated as WD repeat-containing protein 82. Gene Ontology annotation, molecular function: protein binding; chromatin binding. Lineage: Eukaryota; Metazoa; Arthropoda; Insecta; Diptera; Culicidae. Gene Ontology annotation, cellular component: Set1C/COMPASS complex. The record is from RefSeq and is a predicted model, not a curated record. Bases 245 to 1189 code for a protein of 314 amino acids. The transcript is spliced from 2 exons.
UUGCUAAAGUCUGAUUCAAACGUCACCAGUUUUUAAUGAUGGCGGUGUUUUCGUUACUUUUUUGACAAUCAAACUCAAAAAUAAAGCGCCGACUGGCAAAACAACAGUGUAAGCGAUAGUUUUUCCGUUUUUCUGCCGGAAAUAUUGCCAAAAACCGAUUCCGACUUUCUAGUAAAACCAGGAGUGUCCUCAACUGCCUGAGGACUAAAAAUCAAGAGCUUUCAAACUGUCUGCCGUUGUGAAAAUGAAGCUGAUCGACUCGGUCGUCAGGAGUUUCAAGGUAGCCAAAGUGUUCCGCGAAAACACGGACAAGAUCAAUGCCAUCGAUUUCUCCUCUAAUGGAGAAAUGCUAAUCAGCUGCAGUGAAGAUGAUCAGAUUGUGCUGUACGAUUGCGAAAAAGGAACUCAGAUCCGGACAGUGAACUCGAAAAAGUACGGUGUGGAUUUGAUACAUUUUACCCACGCAAACAACACAGCAAUUCACAGUUCGACAAAAGUAGACGACACGAUCCGUUAUCUGAGUUUACACGACAACAAAUAUCUGCGGUAUUUCCCGGGGCACACCAAAAAAGUAAUUUCGCUUAACAUAUCGCCAGUCGAAGACACCUUCCUGUCCGGUUCAUUGGACAAAACAUUGCGCCUGUGGGAUUUGCGAUCCCCUAACUGUCAGGGUGUGAUGCAUCUCAAUGGACGUCCAGUAGCAGCGUACGAUCCUGAAGGACUAAUCUUCGCGGCCGGCGUAAAUUCCGAAAGUAUCAAACUGUACGAUCUACGGUCUUUUGACAAGGGCCCGUUUGUAACAUUCAAGUUGAACCAAGAGAAGGAAUGUGACUGGACCGGAUUGAAAUUUUCGAGAGAUGGAAAAACAAUUUUGAUCAGUACCAACGGAUCCAUCAUUCGUUUGAUUGAUGCUUUCCAUGGUACUCCGCUACAAACGUUUACAGGUCAUUUAAACAAUAAAGGUCUACCAAUAGAGGCUUCCUUCAGCCCGGAUUCGCAGUUUAUUUUUUCCGGAAGCACCGACGGGAGGGUGCACGUAUGGAACGCUGACACCGGAUACAAAAUUUGUGUCCUGAACGGCGACCAUCCGGGUCCCAUUCAGUGCGUCCAGUUCAAUCCGAAGUUCAUGAUGCUUGCAUCGGCCUGCACCAAUAUGGCAUUCUGGUUACCAACGGCGGAGGAUGCCUAACGGGAAAUUAGCUAACGGUUGGAUAAACCUGACCGAAAUGGAAUUGUUUUAGUUAUGCAGCCGAGUAUAAUUAAUGUAAGUAUCGAUAAGACGAAAUAAAUAAGUUUCAGUAUAAAA